This is a messenger RNA of Diachasmimorpha longicaudata, 3076 nucleotides long. RefSeq names its product serine/threonine-protein kinase polo (gene polo). Gene Ontology annotation, molecular function: protein binding; protein serine/threonine kinase activity; ATP binding. The transcript has 5 exons. Gene Ontology annotation, biological process: protein phosphorylation; mitotic spindle organization. The record is from RefSeq and is a predicted model, not a curated record. Bases 255 to 1976 code for a protein of 573 amino acids. Lineage: Eukaryota; Metazoa; Arthropoda; Insecta; Hymenoptera; Braconidae. Gene Ontology annotation, cellular component: centrosome; kinetochore; cytoplasm.
ACUGUCUCGUGAUUGGAUGAUUGUUGAAUUUAAACCUCCAAACGUCCGUUGCCAAAACACACAAGCUCUCGGUUGGAAAGUGUCGGAGCCACUCACCGGUGCAUCUCGUUUGUCUCCAGCUCCGAAUCUCCUCCAUUCCCCAGUUUAUUGCCCUAGUAUUUAUAAUUGAUUAGCUUUUAUCCCUUCGUUUUGAAAACCCUCGGGGACAAGGUUUUCUACUAUCUUUAUUGGACUGAGAGAAUAUCGAGAGCACAAUGUCGAAGGACGAGAAAGAGUCCAUCAUUCCGGACAUCAUCUACGACGACAAGUCCGGCAAGAGUUACAUCAAGGGAAGAUUCUUUGGCAAGGGUGGAUUCGCAAAAUGCUACGAGAUACGUGAAUCCAAGAGUCAGGCAGUCUACGCUGGUAAAAUUGUAAAUAAAAAUAUAAUGACUAAGAGCAGUCAACGUGAAAAGAUGACUCAGGAGAUUGCGAUUCAUCGUAGCUUAAAUCACGUUAACGUCGUUGGAUUUCAUGGUUACUUCUACGAUGUCCACAAUAUCUACAUCAUCCUUGAAUUAUGCAGAAAACGGUCGAUGAUGGAGCUCCACAAACGCAGAAAAGCCUUGACAGAAUGUGAAACUCGUUACUUCAUGAAGCAGAUCCUCGAUGGUGUCAACUACCUCCAUAAAAAUCGCAUCAUCCAUCGUGACUUGAAGCUGGGCAAUCUCUUCCUGAAUGAUGAAUUACAAGUGAAAAUUGGUGAUUUUGGAUUGGCCACUAAACUGGAGCACGAUGGUGAAAGAAAAAAAACUCUUUGUGGCACCCCAAACUACAUAGCCCCUGAGAUCCUGACAAAAGUCGGUCACUCGUACGAAGUGGACGUCUGGAGUAUCGGUUGCAUAAUGUAUACCCUGCUCGUGGGUAAGCCCCCUUUUGAGACCUCUACUCUGCGCGAGACAUACGCCCGAAUAAAGCAGGUCCAGUACAAGACUCCCACAAAUGUCAGUCCAACAGCCAUCACGAUGAUCUCCGACACACUCCAGGGUGAUCCCUCCAAGCGUCCCAGUGUGGCUAAGCUGCUGAAGGAUCCCUUCAUCACAACAGGCUUUCUCCCCCAGAGUCUUCCCCUGUCCUGUCUGACGAUGGCCCCACGCCUGGACACCUUGGAGACGUACAACAGUCGCAAGCCCCUAACGGAGAUGAAUCAGAACGACGAGGUCCAUGAGUCCCCCAAAAUCAAAGUACCAAGCUUACCAACACGCAAACCCAAGACGGAGGUCCUGACUGAGGUACAGCAAACCAGUCGUAACAUCAGACGAAUGUUGUUGACCUUGAGGGAACAGGUGGGCGCUGUUCUGAGUUCGAAGCCAGCGCGCAGGGAUGCAUCAUCAGCUGUUGAAAUGACAGAUCCAGCAGCCCAGCCCAUAAUGUGGGUGAGCAAGUGGGUGGAUUAUUCAGACAAGUAUGGAUUUGGAUACCAACUCUGUGACGAUGGGGUCGGGGUCAUGUUCAACGAUGGCACUAGGCUCAUUGUCCUUGCCAAUCAGUACAAUAUUCAUUACAUUAAUAGAGAGGGUUACGAAGUGUACUACACCAUCAAAGACUAUCCACCCACCCUGGAGAAGAAGAUGAAGCUUAUAAAUUUCUUUCUUCAGUAUAUGAAUGAAUAUCUGAUAAAGGCCGGAGGGUCUGUCACUGUUAAACAGAGCGACUCAAUGUCCAGGAUACCCUACAUGCAUCAGUGGUUCCGCACUCAGACUGCUGUGGUCAUGCAACUAACUAACGGAUCUGUUCAGAUAAAUUUCUUGGACCACACGAAGAUAAUCAUGUGUCCCCUGAUGGCAGCCGUAACUUACAUCGACAACGACAGAAAUUUCAGGACCUAUCGCUUCGAGACGAUUCAGCAGAAUGGCUGCAGUGCUGGUCUAGCCGAAAAUCUUGAGUAUGCAUAUGAAAAACUCACUCUAAUGAUAUCAAAUCUUCAAGGACGAUAAUUCCAGGAGUUCUGUUAUUCCUCUGUUUAUGUCUACGUAUUACAAAUAUUCGACCGUCCUCUCCCUAAUGAGAAUUAAAUCGGACAUGGAAAGUGAAAAAGCGGAAAGAUUUUCAUUCUGACUAGACCAGUGGUAAGCCAACAGCUGCGAGACUAUUUAAAUUUAAUGUUAAUUAAUGCUUUCCAUAUCAAUUACUCGUGAGAACGAGAAUUUCUGCAUUGCUACGUGUCUCAGUCUCACGAGCCUCAACCCCCCUCCUCCAUAAAUCAAUGAUUAAUCAUCGAUGAGCAACUGUAAAUAUUAAACAUGGAUGAUUAAAUUAUAUUUUCGACUAUGAACUAUUUUUUAUAUGAAAAUUCAAAUAGAUCAUAGAAUCAGUGGUAAGUUUGCAUCAUAAAAAAUGGAUGAAUGGUGAGUAUUGCAUGAUUGAAUGAUCGAAGUGGAAUAGAAACUGCUGAAAUGAUGAAAUUGUUAAUGUGAAUGUACUUCAGUUAAUCAUCAUUUUUAAUUUGUUCAUUAAUUCUCGACUGAUAUGUCAUGUACUUGCUCUUUCUAUCUUGAAGAAAUAAAGAUCCUUUUCGUACCUUUUAAACUACUUUCAUCGUCGUCCUCUGGGAAAAUACUUCAAUAGAACAUCUUUCUCGUUCAAUAAACGAUUGAAAUUAAUGUCCCUCUAUCAUAAAAAUUUAUCGGACACUUGAAACGGAUAAGGACAACACUUUCACUCUGACUUGACGCGUAUCGAGCGACAAAUGCGAGACUAUUCAAUUUUAAUGUUGAUCACUACUUUCAAUAUCGAUUACGAGCGUCAUUCUCCCUGAUUAAAGAGUUAUAAUCAACAAUAAGUGAUUAUAACUAUUAACCGUAGAUCAUUAACUCAUAUUUUUGACAUAAAGCAUCUUUACACAAAAAAUCAAAUGGAUAAUCGAAUGUGUGAAUAAUCCGAAAUUGAAUGGAAUGGAAACUUACGAUAAUGAACUUUAUUAUGCAAAUGUCAUUUAAUCACUUAUUUUAAAUUUAUUCAUUAAUUCUCGACGAAAAUGUCCUGUAUUUGUUCUUUUAUCUGGCGAAAAUAAAAAUCCUUUUUGUACAUUAUAAAA